UUUCCCUCCCCCAAUUUUAAACCUCUCCUCUCUCGCUGUCUCAGUAGAAAAGAAAGUAGUCCCCGAGCCGGGAGAGCUCAAACAGAGGAAACACAGAACGGAAAAUUGAAAAUCAAGGAGGAGGAUAUAGAAACGGAAAGGGGGUUUCAACAAGAUGAGGAGAUUUUUUAGUAGGGGAAAAGAAUCUGAUGGUUCACCAGAAUCCUUGCCUCAUUUUUCCCCGUCUACGGUGCCGCAGUCGUCACCGGUGACGGGACCGGCGAGGCCGAUUCGGUUGGUGUAUUAUGACGAGAAGGGGAAGUUCAGGAUGGAUCCAGAGGCAGUGGCCGCUCUUCAGCUUGUCAAGGAACCAAUAGGCGUAGUCUCCGUGUGUGGUCGUGCAAGGCAAGGAAAGAGCUUUAUCUUAAAUCAGCUUCUUGGGAAGAGUAGUGGAUUUCAGGUAGCAUCAACUCAUCGACCAUGUACAAAGGGGCUUUGGUUGUGGAGUGCACCUUUGAAGACAACUGCUCUUGAUGGAACUGAAUACAAUCUUUUAUUGUUAGACAGUGAAGGAAUAGAUGCAUAUGAUCAAACGGGUACAUAUAGCACUCAGAUAUUUUCAUUAGCUGUCCUGUUAUCUAGCAUGUUUAUUUACAACCAGAUGGGAGGUAUAGAUGAAGCUGCUCUUGAUCGACUUUCUCUUGUCACCCAAAUGACAAAGCAUAUUCGCGUAAAAGCCUCUGGAGGAAGGAGUUCAGCCUCUGAACUUGGGCAGUUUUCCCCCAUCUUUAUUUGGCUAUUAAGGGACUUUUAUUUGGAUUUGGUGGAAGAGAAUCGGAAGAUAACUCCCCGUGACUAUCUAGAGCUUGCUUUAAGGCCAGUUCAAGGUAGUGGAAGAGAUAUAGCUUCCAAAAAUGAGAUCCGAGACUCCAUUCGAGCGUUAUUCCCAGAUAGAGAAUGUUUCACCCUUGUUAGGCCUUUGAACAAUGAAAAUGAUCUCCAACGGCUCGAUCAGAUUUCGCUGCAGAAAUUAAGACCUGAAUUUAGAUCCGGGUUGGAUGCAUUGACUAAGUUUGUUUUUGAGAGAACAAGACCCAAGCAAGUUGGGGCUACUAUCAUGACUGGUCCUGUUCUUGUUGGUGUCACCCAGUCUUACCUUGAUGCCCUUAAUAAUGGUGCUGUGCCUUCAAUAACUUCAUCGUGGCAGAGUGUUGAAGAAGCUGAGUGCCGAAAAGCAUAUGAUUCGGCUGCUGAGUUUUAUAUGUGUGGAUUUGACCGUAGGAAGCCACCCGAGGAAGUUGCAUUGAGGGAAGCACAUGAAGAAGCAGUUCAAAAAUCAUUGGCCGUGUAUAAUGCUGCUGCUGUAGGAGUUGGUUCGGCAAGGAAGAAAUAUGAGGAGCUUCUCCAUAAAUUCUUCAGGAAGGCAUUUGAGGAUUAUAAGAGAAAUGCAUAUAUGGAGGCAGAUUUGCAAUGUUCAGUUGCUGUGCAGAGCAUGGAAAAGAGACUGAGAGCAGCUUGUCAUGCUUCUGAUGCAAAUAUAGAUAAGGUUGUGAAG
This is a messenger RNA of Carica papaya (papaya), 1534 nucleotides long. The record is from RefSeq and is a predicted model, not a curated record. Lineage: Eukaryota; Viridiplantae; Streptophyta; Magnoliopsida; Brassicales; Caricaceae.